AGUAGCCAAUGUGUUUAUGUGUAUAUAUCAUCGAUAGCGAUCGACUUAAAGCAUGACAUUUGACUGGAGUCGGUUUUAUAUUAUGUUAUCAAUACCGAAUAUGAAAUAAGUCGAAAAUAAUAUUUUGUAAAUAUAACGUAAACAUAUCUUUAACUUUAUAAUCAUAAAUUAGAGCAUUAAGCAUAAAAAUGAACGGAGAAAGCGAAUUAAAAGACGAAGAUUAUUUGAUAAUGAUGGCUAAAAGACAUCAUUUUGUUGAUCCUUCAGCAGCUAAAGCUUGGGUAAUUACUGCAAAAUCUCUUUUUCCGGAUCAUUUCGGGAUUCAGUUUGAAGCUUACAGGAUGGCAAAGGAUAGCGGCUGUGUAAAAGAAGCUGCAUUAUACUUUGAAGAAAUGUUUAAAAAUUUUCCAAAUGAAAGUUUAUUAUGGUUAGAAAUGCAAGCUGUAGCUGAUGCUUUACAGCAAAAUUCACAAGUUAAUACUACAGAAUUCUAUUGGCAUUUGUUUACAGAAUUGUCAGUUAAAGUUCAGCAUGAGAUGUUAUUAGCUGUUGCAGAACAUAGCGAAGAUACAAUGGAACACUGUUGUUUAAUGGUUUUAUUACUGAGUAAAUUUCCAGAUAAAGUUUUAAAUCAUGGAAUGCAAUUAAUUGACACAUUGUUUGCUGCUGAGAAACAUGGACAUUAUCAAUCUCCAGUAAACCAGUAUCGUAAACUAUUAGUAUGUGAUGUCAUGCCAGUUAUAUUAAACUCCAGUGAAAUUCAGAUUCCAUCAAAACAAAUGUUUCGUUUACUUCAAAAAUCAGUAGAAUUUUAUAUUUGUUAUAUUGUUCAGUCAUCUUGGAAAGAAGCACAAACUACUAGAAAAGAUGAGAAACAUACAAUUGAUAGACCUAUUGAUGAUCCUUGGGAUCAACUUUUUCAUCUUUUAGAAGCUGCUGGGAAAAAAUUAGAAUGGGAACUUGCAGAUAUAUUUUCUACAGUUGUUGGUAGUGAAGGUUUAUGGCAAAGAAUUGUUUCUUUUAUUCAAAAAAGACCUUAUAUGUCUCUAGGUGAGCCUGGAGGAAUCAAUGAUUUUAGUACAAGCAGUAGUUGUCAAGCAUUAAAUUUAUCUGAUGAUUAUGUUAUGGCACAAAAUAAACAAGUAUUUUUCUGUGCUACAGUGAUUUUUCUAUAUUCCUUAUAUCAUUAUGGUCAAUUAGUUAAUUCUGAAUGGCUUGGAGCAAGCAAUAAUUUGGGUGAAUCAAGUUAUAUUCUUAUUGAGGGAUUAAAUUUGAUUCAAGAUGAAGCAGUUGAACAAAUAAAACAUAAAAAAAGAAAACUUGAUUGUGAGAACAGAGAUACAGAAAUUGUACCUUAUCUUACUAUGAGUAAAAGUGCACCAGUUGAAAUAGCAAGCUCAUUAACACAGUAUUUUACAACAGCUUUCAAAUGCUGGGAUAUAUUGCAUAGCAACAAUCAUUUAAAAAAAGAAAUAAAUCGUUUAAGACAACAUAUACAUAUGGAUGAUUGGCCUUGGUUUCAAGACUUUCUUAUCAACACAUUAAUAUAUCAAGGUUCAUAUAAGGAAGCAAUUGAAACAUUGAUGCAUCAUCAUAGGCCACUUGCAAAGCAACAUGUUAUUAAUAAAAACAAAAUUCAAUUAGCAAGUUGUUUUUACUGUUUAGGAAAUUUUGCAACUGCAUGUGAGCACAUGCUGGAUGUAAUUUCAACAUUUUUAAAUAUGUCAUCUUUAUCAUCUCAAUGUGCUUUAGUUCAUGACCAACAAAUUCAUCCAAGGAAAUCAGGUAGACAUUUACAUUUUAUUUCUUAUAAACCUGAUGAAAUCUUGCAUCAUUGUGUAAAACUAUUAAUUACAUGUUUCAAAGAAAAUGCUUUUCAUUCAACCAUUAAAAAUGAUUUAGCAAUUGGACAUUUACUUGUUCUUGUUCAGCAUGAUUGGCCAAGGGAAGAACAGUUAUUUCUCCAAAUAUUAGAUGUUGUUAAAAAGCAUGGAAGCUUCUGCUAUGGUUUAUUUUUUAGUUAUAUUAUUAUCCCAGAUAUUUUAGAAGAAUUUAUGCAUCUCACUACUGAUAAUGGUGGAAAUGUUGAUUUAGAUUUACUUCCAAGUUCAACAUUACAAGUAGGAAAGCAAAGGGCUGUUACAAGAGGAGUAAAUAAAGGUGCCAAAGAAGAUCUUAAAUCUGCAAUGGAAAGACAAAUGUCUCGAAGUGAUGAAAAUCUCAAUCAAUUAUUAGUACAGUUUUUUAAACAAGAAAGGGACAUAAUUAAAGAAACAUUAAUGUAAUUAUUUUUCAUGUAUGAAAUAAAAAA
This is a messenger RNA of Centruroides sculpturatus (bark scorpion), 2311 nucleotides long. It is a transcript of the gene IntS10, whose product is annotated as integrator complex subunit 10-like. NCBI's taxonomy places the organism in Eukaryota, Metazoa, Arthropoda, Arachnida, Scorpiones, Buthidae. Bases 189 to 2285 code for a protein of 698 amino acids. The transcript has 20 exons. Gene Ontology annotation, cellular component: integrator complex. Gene Ontology annotation, biological process: snRNA processing. The record is from RefSeq and is a predicted model, not a curated record.